UCCAAUGUUGAACCAGUUAUGAUUAUGUAAAAUGCACGAGUAACAUUUAGCGCAAAUGUAAACGUUAUUUGGUUUUCUUUGGUCCAUUUAAUUUGUUUCCAUAGCAACAGAAAAUGGUAAACAAACAACACUGAAAAGUUUCUGCUUAAAAUUUAUUUUGAAAAUGUUUCGAGGCGACAAUUCUCAUUCAUUAAGUUAUGAACAGCAAGCAAAGUUUAUACAAGAUCGUAUUGCAAACGUGGAGAAACACUUUGGAGAAUUAUGUGUUGCUUUCGGAGACUAUACACGAAAAACUGCGCGGCUGCGCGAUAUGGGCGAUGAACUUAGUAAGGUGCUGAAAGAUUAUGCCAACAAUGAAAUUGUUAACAAAUCUUUAAGUACUGGCCUUGAAAACCUUUCUCUUACCUUAACUGCCAUAGAGGAGUACCGAAAUUGCGAAGUUCAACGAUUAGAAGCGAAGGUGAUUGGGGAGCUGUGUCAAUAUGAGACAAUAUGUAAACACGCGAGGGAGGAGUUGAAACACACGAUGAACGUGAGGGAGAAGGAGCUGGCCAGGAAGAAGGUGCUAGACAAGGCGCGGGAAAGGCAGCCCUUCAACAGGCAACAAACAUACGCGGAGUCAGAACUGCUGAAGGCGUCAGCUGAGAUGUCGCGUACGGCAAAAAGCCUAAGCGAACAGACGGAGUUUUUCGAACGACGCAAACUACAGCAGCUGAAAACUUUGCUGACAGACUUCGUGAUGGUGGAACUGACCUUCCACUCGAGGGCCCUGGAGCUGCUCUGUGUGGCGCAUCAGCAAAUCAAAGAUAUCAAUGACAAGGCAGACCUUGAGCGUUUAAGCACAGGUCUGUCGGAAGGAGAGGAGCAAACGAACUUCAGAAGAAAACUGCGGUCUCCUGAAAAACAAGUGAGCACGGGGAUAUCAGCAAGGUCUUCCUCAUUAGCGUCCCUCAUGAAUCUGCAGUCGCCGAGUAAAGAUGAAGAAGAAAUGAGUUCGCGGAAGAUGAAAUCGCCAGAGAGGGGGGCGAUGGUGAGGUCGAACUCUAUGGCUGCGCUGAUGAAUCAUUCGUCUUCGAAAGACGAGGAGGAGACAACGGAAUCCGGCGAUUCUGACGAAGAGGAUACUACAGAAGACAGCGAAUCGCGUUGAGUACUUAAUUAGUUUUUCAUUGAGUACUAGACUUUUAGGCGUUCGUACAAAAUGUACAUUUUUAGAAGUAGGUACAAUAGUAGUCUAAUAAACUUUAUAACUGGAAA
Molecule: messenger RNA, 1257 nt
Organism: Plodia interpunctella (Indianmeal moth)
Lineage: Eukaryota; Metazoa; Arthropoda; Insecta; Lepidoptera; Pyralidae
Gene: Fam92
Product: Fam92
Exons: 8
Coding region: 164-1150 (328 amino acids)
Biological process (GO): cilium assembly
Cellular component (GO): ciliary transition zone; ciliary basal body
Source: RefSeq, a predicted model, not a curated record